This is a messenger RNA of Volvox carteri f. nagariensis, 1596 nucleotides long. RefSeq lists its product as uncharacterized. The record is from RefSeq and is a predicted model, not a curated record. The transcript is spliced from 2 exons. Lineage: Eukaryota; Viridiplantae; Chlorophyta; Chlorophyceae; Chlamydomonadales; Volvocaceae. Bases 1 to 1596 code for a protein of 531 amino acids.
AUGGAUUAUUAUCAAGAAGACACGAGCCCUGGUGGGGGCCGUCCGGCUUUAACUCGCCAGGUUGCAGCUCCCGCUGAGGAAACUAAAGGUGCCUCGCCUCACCAUCUGCCAGUUGAAAAGGAAAACAGCACCACGCCAUUCGGCAAUACAAAUCCGAGCAGUUUGGGCUAUCCGGGAGCUAUCCGGGACUCCUGGGUCAACUCGUCACGUGCGACCGCCCAAGUGUCAUCGGCGACGCCUCAUUUCGCACAUUCAGCAGUCACCAGGCUACAUCUACAGCAAGCUGCCGCCCUGAACGGACCUCCAGCGUACCGUGGCGCUACCGCAGCAGCUCUGCCAGCAGCGCAAGCAGGUGUGGCGGAGGAUGGUAUAUGGUGGCCUCAACAGGCAAGCCGCGGCGACUCAGCCAUCGGCGGACCCCAACACGCACUACUAACACCGGCGCCAGCGGCGGGAGACAACCCCCCCGCCGCCCCGUGCUCAGCAGCAGCAGCCGCGGCAGGAAAUCCCGGCAAUGCGCAACCAGCAACACCGCCACCACCGCCUCUACCCACCCUGCCAUCACCACCACGGAUGCUUCUCAAGGCGGAAGGAGGCUUGGAGGUGGGAAACAUAACCGCCGCAGAGCCAACAUAUUCCGGCCACGUCGACGGCAAGCUUGCGCCGCCAUCGCCACUGCCGCUGGCGGCACCAUCAGCGCCAACGCUGGCUUGCGCCUUUCCCCGACGGGCACCUUCCCAUAUGGAGCGCCCCAUUUGCACGAGUCUGCCCUCAUCAGGGCGGCCGCCAUCAGCAGGCGGGGGGCCGCAUACGUCGGCGGCAAUGGCGGUGAUGGAAUGCGGAAUGCGCUGGAAUGUUGAGCUGACAGGUCCUUUUGUGCAGGGGCUGCGGCAUCUGUCGCAUCCGGCGUACGACAGCACCGUAAACAUCAAUGACGCGAAUCAUACUCAGGCCGAGGCUGCUGCGGUGCCAGCGGUGGCGGUGGCGCAAACAAAGGUCCCGUGGAUGGCUGGCAGUGUUCCGAUGCAGGCGCUGAUGCAGGCGCCGGCUUUCCAUGCCGCAACAGUUCCCGACGGCUCCUGUUUGGAGGAAGGUAUGUCGCGGAUUAACACAGCGCCUGUACAGCAAGAAAUUGCGGCGCCGAAAUUGCCGCCAGCACUGGCGCCAGAUGCUUCGGGCACUGCUCCGCUAGCAAGAUCCCAGGGGAUGCUGAGACACGCACCCAUAACGAGGGGUGUCAGCGCACCUACCGUGUUUGCAACAACAACGGCUGAUAUUGCUGCCGCAUCAGCAGGCUACAGCGACGACGGCGGCGAUGGUGCUGGUGGCGAUGGCAAUGAACGCUCUCGCGCUCCGGAAACGGUGGCGUCAGGAGACGAUCCCCCCGGCGGUGGCGGAGGCGGCACCCGCACCGCCGCCAGCUUCGGCAAAGACAGCGUCAUGGCAGGGACCUGUGACGGCGUCCUACGGAGGUUCUUCGAAUAUUGCGUGAUGUACAUCCCUAGCAUGAGUACACGCACUCGCUGCAAGCUGCUGCUCUGCGUGCAAAAAAUGUCUACAUUUAUUCGUCAAGUAGGCCGGUUAGCUGGAAUUUGA